Messenger RNA from Spinacia oleracea (spinach), 4947 nucleotides. Its product is annotated as E3 ubiquitin-protein ligase AIRP2. Gene Ontology annotation, cellular component: cytosol. Gene Ontology annotation, biological process: protein ubiquitination. The transcript has 6 exons. Bases 4133 to 4873 code for a protein of 246 amino acids. NCBI's taxonomy places the organism in Eukaryota, Viridiplantae, Streptophyta, Magnoliopsida, Caryophyllales, Amaranthaceae. The record is from RefSeq and is a predicted model, not a curated record. Gene Ontology annotation, molecular function: ubiquitin protein ligase activity.
CACAGUACACACAGGUGGACCUAAUAAUUUUCAUACCUCGCAUGGUUAUGGUGAUAAUUGAGUUGUGGCAAGUUUUAGUUUGCGCUGUGUUUGUUUGUUUAGAUUAAUAAUUAGUUGGUGCAUAUGCUACUAUGCAGUGGGUAAUGCUGUUUGAUUUUCUUUUUUGGUUCAUUUGAUUUGGUUAUGUUUAAUUGGUUAUUCAGAUUAUUAUGUUUGUGGUUGCAUCACAAAAUAUUCAUGUUGACAAGGUAAGCAGUAGAAAAACCUUACACUCAAUGGAUGGAUGCUUAAAGGCUUUCUCCGUGUUAGAAAGUUAGGACUCAGGAGUUCAUCUUUUUCGAGUGUAGUAUGGUGAGAGGAGGAAGAGACUGUUAUUGGAUUAGAACAAAUAAAAGAUUACGUGCUCCUGUUAUAGUUGGGUGCUUAUGGUAAUGGUGAGAGGAGUAAGAGACUAUUAUGUCACUGCACCUUUGGGUUAGAACAAAUUAAAGAUUUCGUGCUUCUAUUAUUAUUCGUCCUUGAUACCCUUGGUACUUGGAACAAGUAUGAGGGAAAGACUCUUUCUAGGCAUCUUUAUGAAGUAUGAUAGUACAAGCUUAUGGAACUUCAUUUGUUUGAACUUGUAAUGUUGUGGAUUCUCAUUUUUGAUUGGAUAAAUACAUGGCCACUUGGAGAGUUGGAGGAUGCUUGGAAGGGAAAUGUAGGCCUUGAAUUGAAGGAAGUGGUAGUUAUUGUUUCCUCUAACUUGCUAUCGCCAUAUGAUUUACAUUAGGAAAUUUUGUCCAUAGUUAAUUAGUCUGUUUUGAAUCAGUCUUGUAUGACAUACAUUAGGGGAAGUGUGGUUUUGCUAGUGGAGUCGGAUGAUAUAUGGGCAUUCUUCCGAAUGUUAAAAUUAGAGCUAGGGACCUGUUUUGAUGUCAUUAGUUCAUUUAGUUGGUUAGUUCCCUUUCGGUUUGAUUCUUCUUGUUAUUUCUGAGUUUGAUGAGUUUUGGCUUUGUUCUUGUUUCGCAUUAAAACCCUAUAUUUACACUUAUUUAUAGGUGGUAUGUGAGCUUGUUAGCAUUUAUGUGUUACUCUGUGGCUUUAAGAAUUUGUCUUUCCUGUAACUUUAUCAUGAAACAGUUUUCAAUUGGCUUGUAAUCAGCUAUUUCACAAGGCAGCUAGCCUUAAUGAGAAGGGAAAACUGUUUAAAUUUGUGUGUCCCUUUUGGCUUUUGCCCGUGUAUAACAAUGUGUAAACUUGUAGUCUAGUGCUUAAAUAAAUAGGAUCUUAAACAUUACUGAAAGUAAGCUCAUAAUUAAUGAAAACUCGUUAGGAUCCUUGUCAAAGUUGAUCAACUUCUUUCUUCUGUCCUUACUUGUAUGCUUUUCAUAUGUAUAUCUGUGAACACGUUACAGACUAAAAUUGUUUUAGUUGUGAGCUUUUCUUCCCUUGAAUAUUUCUGCAUUUUGUAACCGGUGUCUGUGAUGAUGUGUGGUGAAUGGUAUGUUGCGUUUUCUGUGUAUCUUGAUUAUAUACUGCAUUAUUAGAUUUAUGGUCUGGGGAUGAUAUUACAUGGUAAGUGUCCGUUUGGACAGUGUAGUAGAUAUCUAAUGUGUGGUUAUCACUUAUCAAUGUAUCUGGAGGUUUAGGGGAUAUCUGAUAUUUGGUUGUGGGAUUCAGCCCUCUGCAUUCUGAUUCAUUAUGCUUUUACCUCAUCUGACUGGUCUAGUCGACUGAGGUAAUACUUUUGUGUAGCAAAGUGGAUACAGUCUUCUGAAAUAAUAUCGUCACUUAAGUCUUAACGGCUCUAUUCAGGGGUUAAAUCGAAUUUCGGGUCAACAACAGAUCGGUUCGGGUUGGUUUUUGUCUGACUAUUUGUCGGAUAUAUUUGGUUUGGAAGUAGGUUGGUUUCAGUCGAUUUUUCGGAUCGGGUCGCUUUUUGACAGCUUUAGGAGAGUAGUCAAAGAAAAAUACUCCACGGUGAAAAGGAGUGAAAGAACAGUACUCGUAACAGCAGUGCUAAUGCAACCGAAAGAGAGAGUGGGAUAGGCCAACCGACUCCCAUAGUCCCAUGCUUCAGUUUUCAACCCAAAUUAAUUUGUCCCGUCCCAGUUUAGCACAAUGUUUUUCUUUGAUAUCAAGAUUUCACUAUUUUAGGGAGGAUGAGGGCCGGGGGCUCAUCAUCUCAUGAGCCAUGUGUCCCAAUUGAGGUUUUUGGGGUUACGUUGUCGAUUACUCUAUUAACUCUUUAUAAGCUAAAAUCCUUGAAAGUUAGAGAAUUUUUUUUUAAAAAAUUAUACUCCCUCCGUCACAGAUUAGUUGUUACACUUUUCUUUUUCGUCCGUCCCAGAUUAGUUGUUACACUUUUAAAUUAGGAAUGACUCCACAAUUAUUAUAUUGUCUCCCUUCUCACUAAAUUUUUUUUGGUCCUCACACCCUCUCUCAUUCAAUUAAAAUAUACCUCACUAACUCCUAGCACAUCUAUUUUUUCAAUAAAGAUAAGUGUAACAACUAAUCUGGGACGGAAGGAGUACAUUGGACCAAUAGGAUCAUUUGAAAUAAAAACUACACUCGUAUUUGUGGAUUUUUAGGUUUGGAAAUCUUCCAUUUCCUAGUAAUUAAAUAUUUACGUAUAUGUAUAAGUUUUUAAUGUGGUUACUUUCUCAUUAUAGGUAUUCCCCAUUUAAUUAUGUUGUUAAAGUUGAUAUAUUUUUGAACGUUUUCAUUUUUGUUAUUUGUCGCAUUGUUAUUUAUAUCCAAUUCAUGUUAUUUUCUAAAUUAAUAAGGAAGAGGCAACAAUCACUCUAAUAGCAAAUAAUUUUCUUUGGGGGAUUGAGUUUGAUAAUAGUUUGUUAAAGACUUGUAAUAUGGUACCGAAAAUAUGAGAUCCAAUCUCGUCUACAUCAUUGCCAUAGGACUCUAUCAACAAAUAAAAAGAGUAAUAGAUGUACUAUGUAUAAACAGGGACGACCAUUGUCCUAGCAUACAAACCAAUAGCACUAGACCCCUAGACUUUUUUUAAAAUAAGUAUUCUCUCCGUUUCGAAAUAACGAAACACUUAUGCAUUUGACAAUAACCAAUAUAGAUGAUUGGAAUGUAAGAAAUAAGUAUAGGAAAGGUGAAAUGUUGUAAGAAAAGAAUAAUAAAAAGUUAGGUUGAGUGGAGUGGAAUGGUGUAAGAAAAAAAGAAUAAAAAAUAGGUUGAGCGGAUAUUUAUGAAUAAAAAUGGAAUAUAAAAGUAGAUUGAGUGGAAUGUUGUAAGUAAAGUGGGAAAAAAGUAGUGUGAAAUCACUAAAUAGGUUGAGUCAUCUAACAAAAUUAGAAUAAAACACAGUAUCUCUAUUAUUUUGAAAUACCUAUUUAAAAAAAUUGUUCCUAUUAUUUCGAAACUAUGUCCGUAGAAAAUAGGGUUAACAAUAAAAAUUGUAAUAUUUGAUAGUAAACUGAUGUUUCCUUGAGGGUCUAGACGGAGGACCAAGGCUCAUUUAUUCAUAUUAGAUAUGGGGUUCGAUUCCUUGUAGAAACCUCGAAUCUCGUCUAUGUAAUUGAUUUCGUGGCUCUCCUACACCAAAAAAGAGUUGCUGAUAUACUCUAUAUAACAUUCUUAUGAGAUAAUAUAUUGCACAUAUAUUACGUAUAUUAGAGGAUCUUUAGUGGUAAGCAAAUUGAUAUAUGUUGUUUUCAUUUGUCACAUCGGAUUUUCAAGCUACUACUUUUUUAUGUGUGUUUUGCUCCAACCGUUAACCAAAUUUCAGUGGAUUAGUUUCACAAGAUAUUAUUUUUUUUCAAAAGAUUUAGCAAAGAUAACUAAAGCUAAAGAUGGAAAAACAAACACAAUCUUCCAUAACCAAGGCGCCACGUCCUAAUAGCGUUGGCCUAAAGAAAAGGGUAACGCAUAAAAUCACCAGAUAAACGCUGCGUUUCACCUCCCUGUUUAUUAGUUAUUACUCUGCAAGCAAUUUUCUAAAAAUAAAGGAAAAAAAGAAAGCGGCAGAAGUUACAACUACCCGCUCAUCUCCUCUAUGGAAGGCGACGAAAUAUCCCACACUCUCAUACACACUCUUUCUCUCUCUUCAGCGUCUCGUGAUUCGUGAAAAAAAUUUGAAGUUCUGUAUGGUGAAUUGGUCAUUGGCUACUACUUAUUGUUAUGAAUGACGAUGAGAAUGAGGAAAUCUUUUCGGGAAUCUAUUAAAGCUCUUGAAGCUGAUAUCCAGCACGCUAAUACUCUUGCUUCAGGAUACAGAAGACAGCCUGAUGGUGCUUGCUUUCAAAUGAGACUAUCCUACAGCCCAGCAGCUCACUUAUUUCUUUUCCUUGUUCAGUGGACCGACUGUUACCUUGCCGGUGCUCUUGGGUUACUCAGAAUUCUAAUUUUUAUGACUUAUGAAGAUGGCAAAACUACUAUGUCUGUCCAUGAAAAGAAAGCAAGCAUUCGACAGUUUUAUGGUGUGAUUUUUCCUUCUCUGCUGCAACUGCAAACAGGAAUUACAGAAUUGGAUGAUCGGAAACAAAAGGAAGUAUGUGCCCUGAGGUAUAGAAGAAAAGAUGUGUAUGAGAAGUAUGAUUUAAUGGAACUGGAGAAAGAAAUAGAAGAGGAGUGUGGCAUUUGCAUGGAGAUAAAUGACAAAGUUGUACUGCCUAAUUGCAGCCACUCACUGUGCUUGAAGUGUUACAAAGACUGGUCUGCUCGGUCUCAAUCAUGCCCCUUUUGUCGAGAUUGUCUAAAAGGAGUUAAGUCAGGUGACCUUUGGAUUUACACUGAUGAAUGCGAUAUUGUUGAUUUAUCAGUUAUCAUGAUGGAGAAUGUUAACCGGCUGUUUAUUUACUUAGAUAAGUUGCCACUCGUGGAUCCAUAUCCUGGGUCCGUGUCCUAUGAUUGGCACAUUGGAUGAUCAUGCUUGUUGGUAGUUUUUAAUGUACAGUCAACUUAGUAAAUAAUACUUAUAAUAGAAAGCAAUUUUGUGUU